Messenger RNA from Lolium rigidum, 2666 nucleotides. Its product is annotated as probable inactive histone-lysine N-methyltransferase SUVR2. Gene Ontology annotation, cellular component: nucleus. Gene Ontology annotation, molecular function: histone methyltransferase activity; protein binding; zinc ion binding. The coding region runs from base 182 to 2365 and encodes 727 amino acids. Lineage: Eukaryota; Viridiplantae; Streptophyta; Magnoliopsida; Poales; Poaceae. The record is from RefSeq and is a predicted model, not a curated record. The transcript is spliced from 8 exons.
ACAAGGCACAUCGAGUGACAGACACUGAGAUUCCCCGAAUCGACCCAGCUCCAAUCCCCCCAAAACCCCAAGCUUUGCAAACCCUAGCAAUGGCGAUGCCAACAAUUUCCAUCCACUGAGCCACUCUGCUCCACUCCACUCCAAUCGAAUCGAAUCGAAUCGGAAAGGAAAAGAGGGAAGGAUGGGUUCUUCUCGGCCGGUCUCCAAGCAGGAGAGAGGGCGGCGGGCGAUGAAGGCCAUGAAGCCCCUCGGCUUCUCCAGCAAGCUGUGCUCCAACGUCCUCAGGCGCCUCCUCGAGCUCUACGACCAUAGGUGGGCGCUCAUCGAGGAGGAUAACUACCGCGUCUUCGCCGAGGCCAUCCUCGACGCUCAGGCCAAUGGCAACGGGGAUCCGCAGCCGGAGCUGGAGCAGGAGGAGACCGACGAUUUCCCGGCAGAAGGAGGCCCAUCGACCUCCCUCGCCGCCGCCGCCACCCGCGAGGAGCCCCUUGGCCCUCCCUCGCCUCCACCCUCCUGUCCCACAGCCGAACAUCAAGCCACUACCACGGAACUGGCCAUCUCUCCUCGAGCCGAUUCGCCUCCGCUGGCUAGAGGCACUACGAGGGUGCUCGGCAAAAGGCGGCAGAGGCAGACAAUCGACGCCUAUCUCCAGCCGGAGGAUGACGUAUUCCUGAGGGAGCCCAAGCCUGAGCCUGUCGAUAUGGACUGUUGUGAUGUCCAGCCUGGCCUGGUCUGCCGUUCGCCGCGAGGUGUGGCAUCCUCAUCCGGGCUUCGAGAACCGCCUCCGCCGCAGUCCGGUCGAAAUCCUAAACAGAUCCCAGGUGCUAGAAACAGGGCAUUUCAGCGUUGCAGAAAUAGGGAAAUAACUACUUCUUCGGUAGACCCAACAUGCAGCUCAUUGAACAAUGGAACAGGAUCCGCAGUUGGAAAUGUUCAGGAAGUGCCUGGUUUGGACAUUGUUGUAGCAUCAUCUGCUACGGGUGAGAUUAAGAUGUCGCUGAAAUGCAGUGUCGAUCCAUCAAAGUUCCGCAUGCCUGCUUUAGAAGAAGUUUUCAAGAUGGUUGAUGACAAAUGUCUUGGCUCAUCCAAUGUUCUUCCUCCUGAUUUUUCCGUUGGCAGCCUCAUGACUGAGAUAUGCCAGUGUGUUUUACAACUGGGCACUGAACAUGCUGUAGAGCAUACUGCACAACCAGAUAUUGUUGGCAAUGGCUGCAGGUCAGAGGAUGAUAGGAAGAUGAAACAGAAAGCUGCAGAGGAAUUGUUGGUUUCUAAUGGCUCAGAGAAUUGUCCAGUGAAUUCGACUCCUGUCCAGCAGCAGCAUCUGGCACUAUCCACAUUGAGGAUUAACCAUGAUCUAACGGAUAUAUCCAAGGCAGAAGAAAACAUAAGGAUAUCAAUUGUAAAUGAAUUUGGCGGGGAGAAAUUUCCGCCUUCGUUCUAUUAUAUACCACAGAAUGUUGUAUUCCAGAAUGCUCUUGUUGACAUGUCACUUGCUAAGAUUGGUGGGGAAGACUGCUGCGCUGAUUGCUUUGGAAACUGCUUGUCUGCACCUGAACCAUGUGCUUGUGCAAGAGAAACUGGGGGUGAAUAUGCAUAUACAUUAGAAGGUUUGGUUAGGCCAGCACUUAUUGAUGAGUGUGUCUCUGUGAACCUCUUUCCAGCAGAAAAUCAGAAGGUGUUUUGUGAAACUUGCCCGCUUGAGAGGUCUAGAAAUAAAGCUUCACCAGAGCCUUGCCGGGGCCACCUUGUUAGGAAGUUUAUCAAGGAGUGCUGGAGCAAAUGUGGCUGCAACAUGGAAUGCGGUAACCGCGUGGUUCAGCGUGGCAUAACAUGCAAUUUACAGGUCUUCUUCACUGGAGAAGGGACAGGUUGGGGGCUCCGUACGCUUGAUGAAUUGCCUAAAGGAGCUUUUGUUUGCGAAUAUGCUGGUGAGAUACUGACAUGUACAGAAAUGCAUGAAAGGGCCGUUGAAAACAUGCAAAAUGAUAGGUAUGUACAUCCGAUACUUUUGGAUGCUGGUUGGUGUUCUGAACUGAAGGAUGAAGAGGCUUUAUGCCUAGAUGGCUCAUUUUAUGGAAAUGUUGGUAGAUUCAUCAACCACAGAUGUUGUGAUGCAAAUCUAGCAGUGAUUCCUAUUGAAGUGGAGACUCCUGAUCAUCACUAUUAUCAUCUGGCAUUCUUCACAAGCAAGAAGGUGGAGGCUUUCGAGGAACUGACAUGGGACUAUGGCAUUGAUUUCGAGACCAAGAAACAGCCUGUGAAACCAUUCGAGUGCCUUUGUGGUAGCCGGUACUGCCGGGGCAGGAGGCAUCAUUUGAGGAAGAGAGGCAUAGUAGCUGCUGCUGCCAUUGGGGAGGAAGGUUGAUGCAUUGCAAUGCAAUGGUUGCUUGGUUAGGGAGGGUUAAUUAGGGCAAUGUAGUUAAGGAAUUUGCAGCAGCGGAAGAAACAAUGUGUGUUGAGUUGUUGUGCAUUUUGGACAAAGCAUGGAUCUGGGUGGUAAGCCCGGAUGAGCAGACGAUGGCCUUCUCCUCUGUGUGAGUAUUAUGACCUAUGUAGUAGUAGUUGUAGUAUUAGAGAUGUAUGUACUAGUUAGGUAGUAGUUUUGAACAUGGUGUUUAAUCUAAUGGAAUGGAACCGGAAGCAUGCCUUUCAGUUGUGCAUUUAAA